AUGAACAACCUGCCCUUCAUGCACAUCUCUCUCGCCGAGAUAAAGCUCGAGUUCAUCAACAGGUACCGUGACACGUGGCCCGCCGGCAUCGCUUGCCUCAACAGCGGCAUUCUAGACCUCAAGAGCCUCAUCUCGCACACGUUUCCUCUCGAGAAGGCAGUUGACGCCCUUACACUCGCCUCGGACUACAGGAACGGCAGCAUCAAAGUGCAGAUUGUGGAUGAGAUUGACUCCCCCAUCUUCUGA
Messenger RNA from Colletotrichum graminicola M1.001, 246 nucleotides. RefSeq names its product sorbitol dehydrogenase. The transcript has 2 exons. The coding region runs from base 1 to 246 and encodes 81 amino acids. Gene Ontology annotation, biological process: D-sorbitol catabolic process. Lineage: Eukaryota; Fungi; Ascomycota; Sordariomycetes; Glomerellales; Glomerellaceae. The record is from RefSeq and is a predicted model, not a curated record. Gene Ontology annotation, molecular function: L-iditol 2-dehydrogenase (NAD+) activity.